Messenger RNA from Peromyscus eremicus (cactus mouse), 1890 nucleotides. RefSeq names its product coiled-coil domain containing 17 (gene Ccdc17). The record is from RefSeq and is a predicted model, not a curated record. Lineage: Eukaryota; Metazoa; Chordata; Mammalia; Rodentia; Cricetidae. The coding region runs from base 1 to 1719 and encodes 572 amino acids. The transcript has 13 exons.
AUGGCCGAUUACUCUGGAGAGUCGGGAUUUCUGACCUGUGAGUUCUGUGAUAUGGUUUUCCGCUCCUGGGCUUUGUUGGCUACCCAUACCCAGCGAUUCUGCAUUGGCCAGCUGACUCCGGAGGUGACACAUGGAACACAGCCUUCAGUAGCCAUGGAACAACGGGGCACCACGAUUGUGGCACAAGAACAACUGAGCCGUUCAGAGCAAGAUGCCAGCAAAUCAGCUCUAAAGAUGUUGACAGAGGAGACUGCAGGGAGCCCUGGCGAGAGGCUGCGUGCAUUGCAGGGAAUCCGCGUCAGGCGCGUGGCGGAGACGGAAGCGCAAAGCCGGGCUCUGGAGCGCCGCGGCGAGGAACUAAAACGGCGCCUCCUUGGCGUAGCGGGACCCAGGGGAGGAUUAUCCGCGCCAUUCGGCCUGGAGCGCCAGCUCCGCGAACUCAGGGCAGAGGCGGGCCGGACGCGCGGCGCUCUGCAGAUGCUGGGAGCGCGCGUGCUUGCGCUCCAGUCGCAGCCCAGCAUCCAGCGGGACUCUCUCCAGGAGCCUGUGUUCUGUUGCCCUCCGCUACCGGCCAAUCCGGGAACGCUGCCCGCCCAGAUCCGGGCUCUACGUGAGGCCUACGUGCGCGGUGGAGGCCGGGACCCCGGAGUUCUGGACAAAAUAUGGCAGCUGCAAGUGGAGGCGUCAGCCCUGGAGUUGCGGCGGUCGCAGAACCGCAAAGAAAAAGCAAGUGCCACCUCUGAAGAGCUUCUAGUAGUGGAAGCCGAAAACCGGCUUCUGGAGGCAGAGAUCCGGACCUUGCAGAAGAAGGGCCUGAGUCUGGCACCCUGGGGACCCAGGGAGCAUCAACUCCCUGAUCUCUGGUCACACCUGAGUAGAAGGGGGGAUAACUCCCUCCUCCUUCCACCAGUUGCACCCCCAAUGUCACCGCUUACAAGUUCCAUAAAUGUCCAGAACUUCCGUGGCACUUCAACGUCUAUACUUAAUGGGACCAUGACAAGGAACUUAGGUCUGGAUCAUCACCACCUCCUACCUGCAUCUGAUGUUCUAGGCCCUGCACCCUAUGAUCCUGGGGCUGGCCUUGUCAUUUUCUAUGACUUCCUGCGGGGCCUUGAUGCUUCUUGGGUUUGGGUUCAGCUAAUGACAAACUUGACCCGGGAUGGACAAGAGGAUAUAGGAGGGACCACAAUAUUGCCUCCAGCCCUUUGCCUACCGCCACCAUCAGCUCCUGGACCUAUGGGCAACUGUGCCAUCCUUGCAGGCAGGCAGCCUGUACCCAGGUUGCCUCCAUCAGCACUGGUAUCUUUGAUCUGUGAACUACAGGCCUGGCAGGGAGUUACAUGGGCACCACAACCAAAGGCUUGGGCCUCACUAUUGCUGUUUGACCAAGAUAAGCAUAUGCUUAGUGGCCGUUGGCGCCUCCCACUUAGGGUCCUUCCUCCUAACUCCAGCCUCAGCCUUGUCCAGCUGAAUGAGAUUCCCCAGGCAGGUCAAGCUGAGCUCUUUCUGAGGCUGGUGAAUGCAAGAGAUGCAGAUGUUCAGACAUUGGCAGAGAUCAAUCCAGCAAGUGCCCAAGAAUACCAGUACCCACCACUGGUAUCCAAUUCAUCUUCAGUGGAAACCAGUCCCUUCGCCCACAGUUCUGGCUUUGCUGAUCCCCGACCUCCCACAGAAGAGGCUUUUGUCAGUGUCAAGGAUGAGCAUUUGAGCCCCCACUAGUUUUGACCUAAACACAUCAGGUUUCUGAGUUGGAGGAAGGCAGAUUUAGACCUGCAGCUUUUCUAAAUGAGGUCUGGAAGUAAUGAUAAAGUCCAAGCCAACUCGGACUUUUCUGCACCCAUUUUCCUUUUGUAAAGCAGAUUGAGGAGUAAAUGAUUUCAGAUAUUCACA